AUGUCGCCCGUUACUAAGGAGCUGAUUGCCCGUGUGCGGCAGAUGAUUCCGCCCAUGCUCGGGAGCUUUCAUAAAGGACAACUUGGACGUGUAGGCGUCAUCGGUGGAAGUGAGGACUACACUGGCGCGCCGUACUUUUCGGCUAUGGCGAGUGCCAGGUUGGGUUGUGAUAUGUCCCAUGUCAUCUGCACCCCGACCGCGGCAACAGUAAUAAAGUCAUAUUCCCCCAACCUCAUGGUCCACCCGCUCAUGCGCUCCUCGCCCACCUCCCCCUCGGCCCCGGUCACCUCGGGCGACCCCAAUUCGCCCGACACCGACGCCCGCCAGAUCGCCGCCCGCAUCAUCCCGCUCCUUGACCGGCUCCACGUACUGGUCAUCGGCCCCGGCCUCGGCCGCGACCCGCUGAUGCAAGACACGUGCGCGCUCGUCAUCCGCGCCGCUCGCGACAAAGGCAUGCCGAUGGUGCUGGACGCCGACGCGCUGAUGCUGGUGCAGCGGGAUCCGGAGCUAGUGCGCGGGUACGGCCUGGCGGUGCUGACGCCCAACGUGGUCGAGUUUGGACGGCUUACCCAAGCGCUGGGCGUGGACGAGCAAGUGAAAGCUGCGAAGGAGCAGGCCGGUGAGACGGCCAAGGUGGAAGCGCUCGCGCGGGCGCUGGGUGGGGUCAUGAUUGUGCAGAAGGGGCAGAAGGACCAUUUGAGCGAUGGGAAGGUGACGUUUACGGUGGAUCUGGAGGGCGGCAGGAAGAGGAGCGGCGGGCAGGGAGAUACGUUGACGGGGAGCAUUGCUACGUUUCUCGGGUGGCGGAGGGCGUAUCUAGAUAGGAUUUGGGAGACGGGGGACAAGUUGAAGGAAGAGGAGCUCGUUGGACUCGCUGUGUUUGGCGGCAGCGCAAUUACGCGGGAGUGCUCGCGCCUGGCGUUUGCUAAGAGAGGCCGCAGCCUGCAGGCGAGCGAUCUCACGGAGGAGGUGCAUACGGCCUUCCUCAACAUCUUUGGGGAGGUCGAAGAAGACGGUAGUGGCGCGAGGCUCUGA
Messenger RNA from Parathielavia appendiculata, 1035 nucleotides. Its product is annotated as Ribokinase-like protein. Gene Ontology annotation, biological process: metabolite repair. Gene Ontology annotation, molecular function: ATP-dependent NAD(P)H-hydrate dehydratase activity. The record is from RefSeq and is a predicted model, not a curated record. Bases 1 to 1035 code for a protein of 344 amino acids. NCBI's taxonomy places the organism in Eukaryota, Fungi, Ascomycota, Sordariomycetes, Sordariales, Chaetomiaceae. The transcript has 4 exons.